AUGUUGUCUGAACUGAGAAAGAAAAAAUUGGCUUGGAUCUUCAAGUCAUUCUACGAUGCUGACGAGAGUGGUUUCGUUGAGAAGAAGGACUUUGAGGAGGGCUUGAAUAGAUUAGCCAAGCAUCAAGGAUGGAAGGACACUGAUCCUAUUUACGCCAAGGUCAAGGAAGUGGCCGCUGAUAUCUGGGAAGGUUUAAGAAAGAUGUCCGACGUUGACAACGACGGUAAAGUGACUCUAGAAGAAUGGAUGACGAUGUGGGACUUCCAAGGCACAGAACUGCCCGAGUGGAACAAAUUAUACGCCAAAAUCAUCUUCCAAGUCCAAGAUGCUACCGGCGACGGUGUUAUAGAUCAAGAUGAAUACGUGCAGGUCCAUUCCGCAUUCGGAGUGCCGAAGGAUGUAGCCGCGGAGUCGUUCAAGAAGCUAUCGCAAGGCAAGUCGACUUUGAAUUUGCAAGAGUUCGAAAAGUUAUUCACUGAGUUCUUCUUGUCCGAUGAUCUCAACGCCCCCGGAAAUUAUAUUUUCGCUUCGACUAAAUUUGUUUAA
Zerene cesonia (dogface butterfly) is the source of this 546-nucleotide messenger RNA. Its product is annotated as calexcitin-2-like. The transcript has a single exon. Gene Ontology annotation, molecular function: calcium ion binding. Bases 1 to 546 code for a protein of 181 amino acids. NCBI's taxonomy places the organism in Eukaryota, Metazoa, Arthropoda, Insecta, Lepidoptera, Pieridae. The record is from RefSeq and is a predicted model, not a curated record.